AUGCACCGCGGAACGCCGCGCGUGGGUGAGCGAGCCGAAUGGGCACCACUCCGCGCGGCGGAAUUAUUUUCAAGCACGCCUCGGGCUGAGGAAAGGUUCCUGACACCAUUGUCACAGCUUCCUGCGCCAGCAUGGGAUCUAGACGAGCCACCGUCCCCUGAGCCUGUCGCCGUAGCAUGGGAGGCCGACGACGGUGAUGUGGCCCUUGAAGUCGCCCCUAAGGACGCAGAGGUAGAGCCGAUCGUCAGGAAGCCACUCAGGCAUCUGUGUGGCCUUGAUGCGCUGGACCACAUGCAGUCCAGCAUCCUAGCGCAAAUGUCUCAACAUGCGAUGACGUCCGAGGACCUUGACGAGCUGUAUACGCUUGCCACAACCGCUGGCCUCGAGUCUGCCAAGUCGGAAUUUUCAGCGGCGGCUGCGAUUCCCGCUUUGCAGGAGUCCGUCCAGCUUCCUGAACAGGAGCGGCUAACGAUCAUCGUCACGAUGCAAAUGUCUACUGCAUUUGGUGGACUAGGGGGUCCGGAGGCUAGCAGUGAGCAGCGUCUCGUUCCAUCGCUCAUGAGCUCUCGAACGACGGCCGAGUGGGGCCCAAGCGUGCUUGGGCGCAGUGCAUGGCGCUUUCUCCUUACCUACGAUGACGUGCGAACACAACGCGCCGACGGUGCCCUUUCAGAUGCAUCGUACCCUUAA
Malassezia sympodialis ATCC 42132 is the source of this 690-nucleotide messenger RNA. RefSeq lists its product as uncharacterized. The record is from RefSeq and is a predicted model, not a curated record. Lineage: Eukaryota; Fungi; Basidiomycota; Malasseziomycetes; Malasseziales; Malasseziaceae. Gene Ontology annotation, biological process: reciprocal meiotic recombination; meiotic DNA recombinase assembly. Gene Ontology annotation, cellular component: replication fork; Rad51B-Rad51C-Rad51D-XRCC2 complex; Rad51C-XRCC3 complex. The transcript has 5 exons. Bases 1 to 690 code for a protein of 229 amino acids. Gene Ontology annotation, molecular function: four-way junction DNA binding; crossover junction DNA endonuclease activity.